Messenger RNA from Telopea speciosissima, 874 nucleotides. RefSeq names its product two-component response regulator ARR10-like. Gene Ontology annotation, biological process: phosphorelay signal transduction system; cytokinin-activated signaling pathway. NCBI's taxonomy places the organism in Eukaryota, Viridiplantae, Streptophyta, Magnoliopsida, Proteales, Proteaceae. The coding region runs from base 1 to 720 and encodes 239 amino acids. The record is from RefSeq and is a predicted model, not a curated record. The transcript has 3 exons.
AUGGAUCAUCAGACAGAGAAGCAGGUUAAAGAUGAGGAGGAGGAGGAGGAGUCUCAGGUGGUGGAACCAGAAAGCAAAGAUGAUGAUGAAGAGGUUUUUCCUGAUGGUAUGAAGGUUUUGGCUGUUGAUGACAAUAUUGUUUGUCUCACAAUGCUUCAGGCUAUUCUGCACCGUUGCCGUUAUAAAGUUAAGGUUGCCUCGGAUGGAGCCAAAGCACUUAAACUACUACGGGAGGAAAAAAACAAUUUUGAUAUCGUGAUUACUGAUGUUCACAUGCCUGACAUGGAUGGUUUUAGGCUAUUGGAGAUUGUUAGUCUAGAAAUGGACAUACCUGUAAUUAUGAUGUCUGUAAAUGAUGACAAGAACAUGGUGAUGAAAGGUAUAAAGCAUGGGGCUCGGGACUACCUGAUAAAACCUAUUCGAAAGGAAGAGAUCCAGAAUAUAUGGCAACAUGUGAUUAGAAAAAAUUUAUUUCAACCCAAUGAAUCAUUUUUCAAAAAGGAAAUUGCAGAUCAAAAUUCAAAGUCUACUAAAAGGCAAAGAGCAGAAAGCAAGGAGAAAGAAAACAUCCUAAACAAUGACUCUGGUGAAGACAGUUCAACAAAUAAAAAGCAAAGGGUUGUUUGGACUCCUAAACUACACAAAAAGUUCAUUGAUGCAGUUCAAGAAAUAGGAGUAGAUAGUAAGUAUUGUUUGUCUAAACAUCAUGUAUUUAUAUAAUCAUUUGAUUCAUGCUACAAUUUAGCGAAAUAUUUUUUAUCCACAGAAGCUGUUCCUAAGAGGAUACUUGAACAGAUGAAUGAAUCAGAGCUUUCUCGAGAAAAUAUUGCAAGCCAUCUUCAGGUGAGUUCAGUCUUGCAAUGUCUCUUGUAUU